Molecule: messenger RNA, 1194 nt
Organism: Chanos chanos (milkfish)
Lineage: Eukaryota; Metazoa; Chordata; Actinopteri; Gonorynchiformes; Chanidae
Product: WD repeat-containing protein 88-like
Exons: 11
Coding region: 1-1194 (397 amino acids)
Molecular function (GO): protein binding
Source: RefSeq, a predicted model, not a curated record
AUGGAUUUAUCCCGAGAAAAUAUUGAUCCUUUGGCGUUGGACGAUGACAAAGAAAUCGAGACCGUCCAGACGGCUUCAGUGUGGGAACAUGAGGCACUCUCUCAGAUUCCUAUAAAGGUGUUAAGAGGACACACUGAUGUUGUCAGCAGCUGUCACUUCUGUUACGGCGAUACAAGAAUCCUCACAAGCUCCCAUGACAAGACAGUGAUAUUCUGGGAUGCAGAAAAGGGGGCCCAGGUUCAGCUAUUUGAGGGCGGACACAAAUCAGCCAUUACAGGAUGCUCUUUCAUUCCUGAGAAGAACAGAGUCAUUACCGCAUCUUGGGACAAGACCUUGAAUGCCUGGGACGUUGAGACUGGAAAAAUACUAUGGACAUCUGCUCUGGGUGGUCUCCUCACCUCUUGCAGUGUCUCGGCAGAUGGGAAAUUUGUGGCGUCAUCCUCAGAUUCAGAGAAUGCUCUGUACGUCAGCUGUGCUGACACAGGAGAGAGACUGUUCUACAUGAAAGAUCAUCACAAAUCCACAGUGACCAGUUGCCGUUUCGACCCUCAGAGUGAGCAUGUAGCCAGUGUGUCUGCUGACAAGACCAUUAAACUGUGGGACCUCUGCUCUCACAGAACUACGCUUACAAUCAACAGCACCCACACAAAUGUCAUCUCCAACUGCUGCUUCACCAGCAAUGGUCGGCACAUAUGCACGGCAUCUUGGGAUAGAACUCUCCAGCUGUGGGACAUUAAGGAAGGGAGACUUUGCUUGCGCGUUGGAAUGGAGAUCAGCAAAGGCCACACUGGCAGUGUCAGUUCCUGUGCAUUCUCAAACGAUGACUCUUUUCUUGUAUCCGGGGCUUAUGACAAGACCGUAGCCGUGUGGGACAUGAAAAGCCAAUGCAGAACUUUGGUCCUUAAGGGACAUCUGGACUGGGUAACAGAUGUGGAUGUGAGUGCUGACAAGAACUGGGUAGCCUCAUCUUCAAAGGAUUCAACAGUUCGACUGUGGAACGUAGAAAAUUCAGAGCAGAUUCCUGCAGUGAUUGAGACCAGAAGGGCACAAAGAAUGGGGUUUCAAAUCCUCAAGUGUGAGGAAUGUGGAAAGCCUUUCUCCAUAUCCCGGACGGAUGACUCAGACAUAAUAAAAUGUGUAUUUUGCCGACUGAAAGCACCUAACAGAUCCUUGCCAGCACCUCCGUGUCUUUAA